Messenger RNA from Pelagomonas calceolata, 1042 nucleotides. The record is from the annotation of a GenBank genome assembly. Lineage: Eukaryota; Pelagophyceae; Pelagomonadales; Pelagomonadaceae.
GCUCUCCGUGACACGACUUUGCAACCGGUUUGCAAGCUCAGCCAAGCCUUGCAUUGCAACGAAGUUGCAUCGGCAGCAACGGACUACAUCAGAACUGCGCCGCACUGCAGCAGAGUGCACCAGGGCAAGCAAAAAUAAGGAUGCAGCCUGUCAUCCCUGCACUACUGCUGUCUGCAGCUGCCGCAUUCAGCCCCAAGGAUGCGGCGGCACCGCUGUUCGCCGCCCAGCAAGCGGCCCUGGCCAAGAUCCAAGCCGCUUUACCAUUAGACGCCAAGACCUACCCCGCGGACCUCGGCCUCGACACGUUCACGACCAGCAAUGGCGGCGCCGGCGCGAUGCAGUCCUGGGAGGCGCCGGGCCCGGCGAACAUCGCCUGGGUCAGCGAUUUACGGAUUGAGGGCCCGACGACGGUCGCUUCAUUAACGGUCUGGUGCGCGCCGCUGAAGGACGUGCCGCACCUCUGCGUGAGGACGACGGCGACGGACGCGGGCGUGGAUGUAUUGAUGGACUUCCGGCCUAGAGCUGCCGUGGGCUACGAGACGAUGCUCGAGGACGGGAGCUACCCCGAGCCCGACUCGCGCGAAGCUUUCAUGAACAAGGGCAAUCGCGCGGACCUGGACAAGCGCUACUACGACGGCGUCCGGGACCUCUGCGCGUCGGUGGGCGGCGACGCGGCGCCGGCGGGUUCCUUAGCCGACCUGAAGAAGCAGGCGGCGUCGCCGGUUGCUGUGGACGCGCGCCUGCCGGCCGACGACGCGUCCGUCGCGAAGGCCGCGGCUUUGUACGAGCCGGCCGUCGACGCCUUUUUGGGAUGGUGCGCCGACGACCAGCACGAGCUCAAGCCCGGCAUGCAGGUCACGUCGACCUACGCCAGGGACACGAAGGUGCGCGCGAACAACUACGGCAUCCUCGCGGACUACUACGGCGAGCUGUUCGGCAAGGACGAGGGCGCGAACAUCGCGGCCGGCGACGCCGGGCCGCUCGACGAGGCGUACGUCGGGGGCGCGAGCUAGAGCGUCGUGAUAAUUGGUAGGUUUAGGAC